AUGGUAGAUCAACCUAAUGAUGAUGUUCCUCGACGUACAUAUGAUGAUGAGGAUUAUGAUCAGCUCGGUACACUAUUGUCCUUCGAUGAAUUUCAAUGUUCAGACAACAGCCCGAUAAAUGAUUUUGAUCCGCAAAUGCUGUGUCUUGAUCAAGUUCCAUAUUUAAAUAGCAGCUUGAGAAAUGAUUUGGAUAAAUAUUCACCGCUAUCUUUCCAAAGUCCAGGUGAUCUUUUUAAUAAUAAAGACGUCGUUUCUCAUAGUCUCGAUGUGCAGGCAACAGCGUCAGUUAUGCCUAAUAAUGAUAUUGUUGUUGAAGAAUUAUUUUCUGGUCAAAACUUAGGGGUUAUACACUAUCGUAACGAACCAGUCAAUAAGGAGACUGUUAGUACAACUCCUUCUGGCGUGGAUGAAAAUAACACGGAAACAGUUGCUGAUAUAUCAUCUGAACCCAGUCUGGAUGCUUUAGAGGCUUUGUUACUUCGUGAAAUUAAAAAUCUUAUGGAAGAAUUUAAGCAGUUUCAGGGACAAGCCAAUUUAAGAAACAUUGACGAAUUGAUUAAAGAACGUAUAAUGACUAUUAUAAAACAUCUACCAGCUGAUCUUCGUCUUCGCUAUGAAUCUGAGCAUCGACGUCGAGUAUCUCCCAAAAAUCCUAUGAAGAUUGACAUAUCCAAUGUACAGUAUAUUCAGUCAAGCUCUGACGAAACUUUUUUUAUUCGAUUGCUAUUAGCUUCAUCGAUCGAAAAUCCAGCUGGCGAAAUAUGUCUUCAUCCAAAUAAAUUAGGAUAUGUUUCCAAUAAUGAAGAAGAUGCAGAAGUAUUAGACGAUGGAACUCUUGCUGUUCGUUUAACUGCAGAUGAUAUUAACAACGGAAUAAAAACAUUCACAGAUUUAUCAAUGACUAAACGAACGCUAGAAACAUAUAAUCGUCAAUUAACGCCACUUAAGCUAUACGGAAUUGCUGAUGAUAUACUUGGCAAUGCAACAGUCAAGGACGUAGCCGAAGCUAAAACAAUUUUUAGUACAUAUCAACUGGAAGUUAAUUGGAUUAUUUGUCAAUUAGUGAUCAAACAAAAUCAAUCGUUAACGUAUACAGAUAUUCACUGUUUGAUUUAUUUAGAGCAACCAACAAAACGAUCAAUAGAACCAAUUGAAGAUGACGAAGAGGAAGAAGAAGAAAUCGAAAAAAGUCCAAGUCGAUCAAAAUCGAAACCAAUAAAACGAAAGACAAUUUUUCAUUAA
Adineta steineri is the source of this 1242-nucleotide messenger RNA. The record is from the annotation of a GenBank genome assembly. Lineage: Eukaryota; Metazoa; Rotifera; Eurotatoria; Adinetida; Adinetidae.